GAUAGUUCGAAUUGGAACGAAGACGUGAGAGAGCCCUACCACCACCGCCGACGACGACAUGGGAAUCCCGCGCUUCUACCGCUGGAUCAGCGAGCGCUACCCGCAGAUCAACCAGCAGAUCAGCGACGUGUCCCUGCUCCCGGAGUUUGACAACCUGUACCUCGACUUGAACGGCAUCAUCCAUCAAUGCACGCACCCGAGUGACGACGAGGUGUGCGAAGAGUUGGGCGAAGCCCACCACAUCCCGGCCAUCUUUGCGUACAUCGACCGCAUUGUGUCGCACAUUGUCAAGCCGAAGAAUCUUCUUUUCCUGGCCGUGGAUGGCGUGGCGCCGCGCGCCAAGCUCAACCAGCAACGCAGCCGUCGGUUUCGCGCCGGCAAAGAGCUGUACGAGAAGAACUUGUCGCUGCAACGCGACGACGACGACGACAAUGAGUCGAGCGAGGCCCCCAAGGCGCUGUUCGAUUCCAACUGCAUCACCCCCGGAACCGAGUUCAUGUACCGCCUCUCGAGCCACCUGCAGUACUUCAUUCGCAAAAAGCUCAAGGAAGAUCCGUCGUGGCGCGACCUGACUGUCAUCUUCUCCGGGCAAGACGUACCGGGUGAAGGCGAGCACAAGAUAGUCGAGUACAUUCGGCGCACCAAGAUGCAACCCGGGUACCCGCCAAACGUCCGCCACUGCAUGUACGGCUCGGACGCCGACCUGAUGCUUCUCGGUCUCAUGGCCCAUGAGCCGCACUUCACGCUCGUCCGCGAAGUGGUCAACUUUGGCGGCGGGUCAUCGCGCAAGAAAGGCAAGGACGACAACUCGGCCAAGAAGAUCAUCGCGCGGCAGACCAAAGAACCUGAAUGGCAGCUCGUGCACUUGAGCUUGUUUCGACAGUACUUGAACAUGGAGUUGUCCGUACCGGUGGCCUGGUACGACAUGGAGCGCGCGCUCGACGACUUUAUCUUUUUAACGUUUUUGCUCGGGAACGAUUUCAUUCCGCACAGCCCAACACUGGACAUCUCUGAGGACGCGAUCGCGCUCUUGCUGGGGCUGUACCGGGAUUUGCUGCCCCAGUGGGGCAAUUACUUGACGGAAGCAGGCGUAGUGACCCAUCCCGAGCACUUGGAGGGGCUAUGUCAGGUCAUUGGGUCGAUGGAGGAAGCUAUUUUGACAAAACGCGUGCACGAGGAACGGAAAUUCCGCGACCGGAAGCGAUACGGGAACGGAUAUGGCCGGAAUGGAUCUUCUCCCGUUCGUGCCAAGGUUGUUUCAGCUCACGACGACACGGAAUUAGACGACGACGACGGGAAUGACCGCCAGUUUGAACAGGAUUUGCUGCAUGCGUUAUCCUUUCAAGGCGAAGAAGAAGAAGGCGACGACGUGGUUGUGCUGAGUGGCAGCCCCGAGUUUCAAGCUACCAAGUGGGCAUACUACGGCGCUAAAUUUGGCUUGCGUGACACCUCCACGGAGCUUCUCACGGCCAUCAAAGUUGCCUAUGUUGAGGCAUUGGUGUGGUGCGCAGGCUACUACUUCCACGGCGUGCCAUCUUGGUCGUGGUUUUACCCGUUUCACUACUCGCCGAUGCUGUCGGACUUGACCGACAUUGCGUCGAUCGUGGCCAGCAUCCACUUUGACGUGGGCGUGCCGUUCCUCCCGUUCCAGCAACUGCUCUCGACGCUUCCCCCCACAAGCGCGACCCUCGUCCCCCCGGGGUACCAGCGCCUCAUGACCGACCCAACGUCCCCCAUUGCAUCGUUUUACCCGAUUUCGUUUGAAAUCGACAUGGACGGCAAGCGCAAUGCAUGGGAAGGUGUCAACAUCCUCCCGUUCAUCGACGCCAGCCGACUCGUGGACGCUAUCCACUUGCACUGCCCCGAAGCCGACCUCACGGACGCCGAACGCCGCCGCAACCGACCGGGUACCGCGUACGUGUUCAAGCACGACCUCGGCGCCAUGGACACGCUGCCGUCGACUCUCCCCGGCGUGCUCGAUGACAUUGCAUGCUGCCACUCAAGUGUCCAAGUGUACGAGCUGCCGCCGCCACGCCGCAACUUCCGCUGUACCCUCACCGACGGACUCACCAUGCCCAUUGCGGGGUUUCCAUCGCUCUACUCGCUGCCGCUAGCCAGCUCGGCGCUGUCGAAAAUCGGCGUCAAUUGCUUUGGCAUGAGCUCCAAGAAGGAUACGCUCGUGCUGUAUGUAGCCCCCCCGUCCGCUGAUGAUCAGGCGUCGUUAUUAACACUCGACCAAGCUAAACUCGUCCUUGGCACUACGGUGCACGUCAACUAUCCCCACUUGCACGAAGCCAAAGUGGUGGCCAUCAGCACCCGCGACGGCGUCAUCACAUCUUCUUGGCCCUCUUCCAACGAAGUUCACGUCCAUGGGCAUUCCCCUUCAGAGCAAACCGACUGGGCUAAACGCGCUCAGGUCGAAGCCAGUCGGUACCUGUCUGGGCGGGGGGUACCGGGGACCGGCGGCGUCUCCAUCGGAGCGGUCACGUGUCUGCUGCAUGUGCUGCCGCUUCAGGGCAUGGUGGUGGACCCGGGUACCGGCGCCAUGCACAAAAAGUUUGGCCGCGAUCCGGUCAAGAUUCCAUUCCAGCUGGCGGUGCUGCAUCACGAUUUGUUGGACUUGCGGUUCCAGGAGACGGCGGCGGCGGCGGCCCCCGACCGCUUUCCCCUGCACACGUCCGUGGUCGUCCUCCGCGGUCCGUCCAAGGGGCUCACGGGCACCGUCGUGCGCCAUCAUGCAAAAGACCAAGCCACGAUAGGCGUGCGCGUAUCCCCGCGGUCGCCCGAGCCGCCGUUUGGGUAUGCGAUCGCCGCGGCCAUCUGCGACAAGUACUACUCAAGCUUUGUACUGUGCCAGAAACUCGGCAUCCAGCCGUCGACGUUGGGUCGCAUCACGGGCUCGCUGUUGGUCAACCCUGGUCGGUAUGACAUUGGGCUCAAUAUCAAGUUUAAGAAGGAGCUCAUGCUGGCUGGAUACUGCCGAUACAUCCGAAAAGAAGGAGGCGCGGAUGAUAUGGCAUGGACACGUGGCGACAGCGUAUCGCUAGUUGUAGGCAACGAUGAUGCCGACAAUGACGGCAAAGAUGGCGGCAUAUGGGAGUACACGGACAAGGCGUUCUACACGCUCGUGGCAUUUCAGAGAAAGUUCCCGCGGGUCUUUGCCGCGCUCGAGACGUUGCCGUACUCGGCCGUGUACGAUGGCGCGGCGUUCUUGAACGUGGCCAACCCUAGCGCCGUGAAAAGCGUGCUGGAAAGCAUCAAAACGUGGCUCUCCCAGCUCGAUAUUGCCCCACUGCCGUUGAUUCCAGUGUCAUCUGCGACACUGCCCCGCGCCGCCAUUCACGCGAUUCAAGCCGCCGGUGACAGUCGCACAGCGGCAGCAUCGCCAUCAUCGACGACAGGCGACGUGGAGAUUACCGUUGAGUCGUCGGCACUGUUUCGACCGGUCGAGUCCAACUACGAUCUGUCGGCAUCGUCAGCGACUGGCCAACGCCCGCCCCUGCUAGGCGACCGCGUCGUGAGUCUCAGUGCCCGGGGGGUUCCGUUCGGACUGAGGGGUACGGUCGUGGCCUCCCAUCAAGCGACCGCAUGUGUGGAAGUGCUGUUUGACGCGAAAUUUAGCGGCGGCACGACUCUUGGAGGCACCUGUUCGGCAUAUCGCGGCAAGUUGGUGCACUGGUCUUCGUUGCUGGUCGUGUCGACGCCCCCGCCGCCGCCAACCAACCACCAUCACCUCCACCGCUCCAAGCAACUACUACCGCAGCAGCACCAACCAAAGCAAUCAAACCAGCCAAAGUCUGCCGAGUAUCAUCCAGCGCCCAACCAACCAACAUCAUCCUCAUCAUCUUCCCGUCCAAAGUCCCCUCAAUCACCCCCCCAUCCGCCCUCUCUUGUCGCUCCUUUGAUUGUGCUGCCGACGGACGUGGUGACGCCGCCGCCGCCGCCGUCGACGGAGAAAAUGCACUCGCUCAUUGCUAAAUGGGCUGAAAAAGAAGAAUCCCGCGAUUUGCACGCCCCAGCCCAUUCCAUGGCGCAGUACUUCAACAAACUCCAAGCUCGCCCGGACAUGGCGCCGCCGCCACCGCCGCCUGCUCGAGCUGCCAUUCCCCCCUACCAACAGCAGCAGCAACCUCCGCUGCCACCCCCCUACCAGCAGCAGCCCCAAGGACCCCCCAAGCAGCCACAAGCUGCGAAAAAGACGGGCGGGCUGUUGCUGCCAGCCCAAGUGCUGAAGUCCAAGCUCACCAAACAUGCCCAGUAGUCGUAGGAGUUACAUAGAAGUUACUGCAGUAUCUGGUCUAACGUUAUGGUUACACGUCGAGUUGGAUCUACUAGUACAUACAUAUAUGUCACC
This is a messenger RNA of Aphanomyces astaci, 4354 nucleotides long. RefSeq lists its product as hypothetical. Gene Ontology annotation, biological process: nuclear-transcribed mRNA catabolic process. The transcript is spliced from 4 exons. Gene Ontology annotation, molecular function: 5'-3' RNA exonuclease activity; RNA binding. The coding region runs from base 59 to 4261 and encodes 1400 amino acids. The record is from RefSeq and is a predicted model, not a curated record. NCBI's taxonomy places the organism in Eukaryota, Oomycota, Saprolegniomycetes, Saprolegniales, Verrucalvaceae. Gene Ontology annotation, cellular component: nucleus.